This is a messenger RNA of Paramuricea clavata, 300 nucleotides long. Lineage: Eukaryota; Metazoa; Cnidaria; Anthozoa; Malacalcyonacea; Plexauridae. The record is from the annotation of a GenBank genome assembly.
AUGGCGGCUAAAUUGUUAACUGAUGUACACGGAUCGGGCCCGGUUGAUUGUUCGGAUUCGUCGGGAAUAGCAGCGAAAUGGGAGCGCUGGCUUCGCGCAUUUGAACUAUUCGCCGAAGGAAAAGGGAUCACAAAUCAUGGGCAAAAGAAAAAUCUGUUGCUUCACACAUCCGGAAUGAGCGUGCAGGACAUUUUCUUUACCAUACCGGAGGAAACGGAGGGAACGAAUGUUUUCGUAAAAGCGAUAAGUGCGUUAUACAAGCAUUUUAAACCGCAGGCUAAUGUUCCAUACGAGAGAAUG